UAAAGCGUUUAUGUUAUUAGCAUUUUAUUCACUUUUCUCAUGCUCCUCAAAAUCUGCAUUCUUGAUCAAAGUUGAGUAUUUGUUUUGAUUUGACUGCACAGCCGGUUUAAAUCUUGUCGUUUGCCAUAUUCCGUUGACGAAAUAAUAUCACCUUAAAAUACAGAUAGUUAUGAAAGUAUAUCAUCUUGCAGUUUACUGCACAAUUACGGAAACUUUAAUUUAGACAUAACAGCGAUGACAAACCGUAAUUGAAAAAUAGUAUUUCAGUAGCGAUAGAUGAACUAAGGAUUUCUGUCAAUGGACGUGAGCAACUCUUGGCGUAUCUCACGGAUCGUUAUUUCAAGAGCAACCAGACACUCAUGAAUUCACAAAAGUGAAAACAAAGAGUUGUAUUUCGUGAAAGGAAGCUGUUCUUGAAACAGAAAAGACAAUAACACAAAAGGCGAUCAAAAGUUAAAAUGCAGUUGUUAAGGGUAAAUCAAAAUUAACUUCCGAUCUGUCUAUUAAAUUGAAUUCCUUCAAUUCUCCGCUCUUGUUAAACCGGAUGUUAAUGUCUAUGUAUUGCACAGUUUAUUUAUAUUAUGGUUAUAUCUCGGACAAUCCAUUGUUUAAAAAUUUCUUCUCAUGAAAAUUUCUUCUAAUAUCCCAGAAAAGUUAGUUUGAUGUAGAGACGGCUUGUCUCUCCAAACUUGCAAGAUCUUUCAUCUCCAUUGUUUCCUCUUUAAAUAUUUUGUGUCGAAUCUGCGGUUUUAUUAAACCUAGAUUAGCUGUGAUUGGCCGAUCUGAUCACACGUGUGGGACAUGUAAACAAUCCAGAGGGUUAUUGAGCUUCCCACUUUCUAUUAAUAAACUGGAGAGCUUGUGACGCAGAGAUGCAGAUUUUGUCGUAUCGAUUAUUUACUUUCCUCGCGGAAAAACAAACAAGAUUUCAAAUAUGCCUUCGGCAUGUACGCCAGUAACACAUCGAUAUAAUGUUUGAAUCGAAAACGCCACGAUGGCUUUCUUUUGCCCAUCACAACUGACAUUGAAAAAGAAAGUUUUACAGAGCAAGAAGCCUUAUCCACCUGAUGUCUAUCGCCCGUCAUCAAGUCAACAGCAAAACGGGACAACGACCUCAGAAGUUACGAAGUCUGCUCUAAAAAAUGGCUCGACUCCAAGCCACAAACAGGAGAAGCGAAACGUCCGAAUCAACGAAUCGGGCGUGAGACAUGAAACGCUUUUUGAACGGAAAAUUCGAGCUGCAAGUUUGGGUAAACCUGCCAACGUUCGAGUGAAAGUAACGCAAAGUUACGAGCCGGUUGAUAAAGAGGAACUUAAAGUACGAAAAGGACAGCACGUGAAAAUACUCUACCAAGAGAAUGACUGGGUUUACGCGAUUGACUCGUUAGGAAAUAAAGGGUUUAUCCCGUUGUUUUACUGCUCGACGAGAAGUGUAUCCACCGACUCGAAGUCAAGCACCUCAGGUUACGAGGAUAGUUUCGAGGAUAGCGAGGACGGAGUCGGCGAAAGAACUACGGUGGUCGUUUUCAACGAUCCUCUAAAUAGAGCGAGUCAUAGCCCAAAUAACUCAAUGACUUAUUUCCCCAAGAGAGCUUACGGUCCGCAGCUGACAGUUUUAUAUGACUAUACUGCGCAUUAUGAGAAUGACUUAAGCGUUUGUCGAGGUGAGGUUGUUAUGCUGCUAAACGAUCAAGACGAAGAUUGGUUUUGGGUCUCCACAGAUGAUGGUGAGGAAGGCUUUGUUCCUCGAUCUUUUGUCGUCUCUCACGUCUGCGAAGCCUGUGUUCAACGGUUAUCUUCACCAAACGGUACAUCGCUCAACUCACCGAACCUCAGUUCUUCUGACGUCACACCAGUAAGUUCGAGUUCGACUGGGAUGAAAGGCAAAUCAUGGCAGACGGAUGUAACCUCAUCAACAUCCAGUGAUAAGACUUACACCCUAAAAGGAACGCGUCUAAUAGUACUUUACAAUUUUGAAGGGAAGGCUUUUGACGAUUUGCCUGUUAGACCCGGAGAGUAUGUAUAUGCAAAUCUAAAGGACCAAAUUGUGCCUGGGUAUAUCUGGGCUUAUUCGCCAAAUAGUAAGAAAUCUGGGUUUAUUCCAGAUGAUCAUGUCAAGGAGCCAGUGAUAACAGAUAUAUAAUUGAUAUAAGAAGUUUGCAUUUCAAUAACAAUCACAGAAACUCUCUCCACAACAGGUUAAAUGCCCCUCUCGUUGAAGGCUAGGACUAAGAAAUAAUGAGAAAUCUCUGAUUUAUAAGUCUAUUGCUCUAUUUUGUUCUUUGUGAUUUAUCCAUUUAUUAAUGUUCGUUGUCGUUUAUUGUUCGAAGUCUCAUCACCUAUACAGUGGAGCAGAGAGUUUUUACCGUUCAGUCUGUUUUUAUGAUGUCUUCUGAGGCUUUUUGAUAUCAGAUAAAAUUCUCUAUCCGCCACCCUUUCCAUCCCUCGCGGUUAAAAUAGAGAUGGGAUGUAACAUGAGAAAACGAGGAAAUAGAAAGUAACUGAGACCAGGGGAUAUGUCGAAGGGGAUACGUCAAUUUGAUUCCACGGAAUUUAUUUUUAGUUCUAAACAGAAACGGAAGUCUAAUUGAUCUUAUAUCGCAAGACGUUUGCGUCGAGAGAUUGUCUAUUAAUCACUUAAGUAAAACUGACAUCUCCUAAGGCCUGAACCAAAAGGAGUUUUUCUCUCUGUUUUUUUUUUAAGAAUAUUUGUUCCUUUACUAUAUCAGUUUUAUCUAAGUCAUGUGGUAAAAAAAGCUGUAUUCCUAUAAGAACGAUGUUUUAGGUAUCAAAAUGUCCUUUUUGUAAGUUUUUGUAAUCCACCCGCAAGGCUAAAGCCUUCUUUUAAAGAAAGAUAGGAUUGAAUUCAA
This is a messenger RNA of Pocillopora damicornis (cauliflower coral), 2870 nucleotides long. Its product is annotated as SH3 domain-containing protein Dlish. The record is from RefSeq and is a predicted model, not a curated record. Gene Ontology annotation, molecular function: protein binding. NCBI's taxonomy places the organism in Eukaryota, Metazoa, Cnidaria, Anthozoa, Scleractinia, Pocilloporidae.